UGGACGAAACGGCACUGCUUAAAAGUCUCCAUGAUGUCUAUAAGGAUGAUUCCUUUCCAUCGCCUGGAAAUGCGGAGUCAGACACUUGGAAUGAAAUUUUUAUGGAUUUCCGAUGCUGUGCUGUAAAUGGAGUGACAUCUACAACAAACAACUUUGAUUUGACCCCAUGGUGUACAGUUUCCGGAUCUUGUCAGCAAGGGAACUCUGAGAUACCAAAAUCUUGUUGUAAGGAUGUUGAUAAAUCAACUUAUACAUCGGCUCCCACUGAGUGCCAUGGAUUUGUUUACAGUGGUUAUUACAACGAAAAGGGCUGUGCAGCUGUAUGGCUAGAUGCAGUUAAAGACUAUACCGACGAGAAGAAAAUGGUGUUUCUCUGUGGACUUGUAGCCGCCGUGUCACAUGCUGCAUCACUGAUAUUCUCCCUGUGUUUAGUUCUUUCAUUAUUGGUAAUGAAUAAUAUUCAAGUUAAAGAGAACAGAGUACAAAACGAAGAAGAGAAGAGAAAAGGCAUGGAAAUGACAGAAGAAGGAGGUGGAUGGAAAUAAGAAAAAAAGAAACAAGAUAAUCAUGUUCUUUGAUUUGCUGAUA
Messenger RNA from Saccostrea cuccullata (small rock oyster), 588 nucleotides. RefSeq lists its product as uncharacterized. The record is from RefSeq and is a predicted model, not a curated record. The transcript is spliced from 4 exons. Lineage: Eukaryota; Metazoa; Mollusca; Bivalvia; Ostreida; Ostreidae. Bases 102 to 545 code for a protein of 147 amino acids.